GUCUGAGUGCCUUUCUGAUACACUAGACUAACACAUCCAUCCAAGAUGUCAUCGGAUUAUACUCCUCUUAUCAUCGAUAGUGGAUUUUUGUCCGAUUCGAAAAAGAUCAUCAGAGAAAGAAUCAUCCCAUGGGAAGGUUUGUCCAGAUCCGGCGUCAUCUCCGAAGACGAUGCCAACCACAUCAAGAUCUUGGAAAAACAAUCCCCUGAAAACAAGAAGUCCACCAUCUUAUCCCAAUUAGAUUUGUAUACCAACACCAUUUUGAAUGUUUUGAAUAAAUUGGAAGUUAAUGAAAAGGAUGACGUGUUGAAAAACGUCUUGACCUUGAUCAACGACACCUUGUUAAACUUGCCAGGACAAGAAUUCAUUGACUCCUUAUUGAAGUUAUCACUGGUUGACAGUUCAUUGCCAUACGAUCCAUUCUUGAAGCACUUGGAAAGCAAGGACAACAUCAUCAAAUCCUUAUCCUUAUACAACUUGGUGAUUUUACUUUCCAAGGCUAGCAAGACCGACGUGGCCUCAAAGGUUGAUAGAGAAGUGAUCAUCAAGAUAUUCGAUGUGUUGUCUUCUUCCCAUUUUCUCUCCAACAAGGAAACAAACUACCAAUUCAUCGGUAUUCAAUUGUUGCUCGAAUUAUUGAUUUCGAAGACAUACAAGGCCAUCUUUGAAAAGUCUAGUUUAGUUUCUCACUACAAGCCUAUCAACGAGUUAAUCACCCUUCUGGCUAAAAGCCCAAACUCCUCUGGCUUACAGUUAUCCUACAACUUGUUAUUGACCACUUGGGUGUUGUCCUUCAGUGGGCCAAUCAACAAGGCAUUGGUGCACCACUUCCCAGAUUUGAUUGGAAGUUUGCUCAUUAUCGCCAAGGACUCUAUCAAGUUGAAGAUUGUUAGAAUCUCGGUUGGCAUUUUGAAGAACUUUAUUUCUGUCACUACCUCUGAAUCGGAACAAUUCAAGACCAUCAAAUUAUUGUUGUUCCACGAUGGCUUGGCUGCCAUCAACCUUUUGAAGGAAAGAAAGUUUGCUUCAAAUGGUGGUGAUGCAGAACUUUCGUCCGACUUGGCUUACUUAUCCGACAACUUGAACGAGAUCGUCAAGACUAGAUUGACGUCCUUGGACGAAUACUUGACCGAAUUGGAAAACCCCAACUUGAUCAGCUGGUCAUCUCCAACCCACAAGUCCAGCGAUUUCUGGUUUGAGAACUCUGGAAAAUUCAAAGACUCCUCGUUCAAAUUGGUCAAGAAGAUCUUCGAAGUCUUGUCCUCUGACGAAUACAACAGUGCAUCGACCAGAGUGAUUUUGUUGAAUGAUCUCCAAUUCUUGAUCAAGAACAUAGGCCAAGACUUGAUCAACUUCAUUAACACUGAAAAGGGCGGACAAUACAAGUUAUUGAUCAUGCAGUUCUUAGACGAUAACAACGGUGACAACGAAUUGAAGUACGAGGCUUUAAGAACCAUCCAGUUGUUGGUUGGACACAGUUUCUGAGCCACCGGUCAGUAUAAAAUUUAAUUCUCUAGUAAUCUUGAUUCAAUUUAUUUCAUCUAGAUAGAAUGUGUAGCCAGCGACUCCACCGCGAACCCCGCCGCUAGAGUGUGCCAGAUCGAGAGUG
Messenger RNA from Suhomyces tanzawaensis NRRL Y-17324, 1609 nucleotides. RefSeq names its product H(+)-transporting V1 sector ATPase subunit H (gene VMA13). Gene Ontology annotation, molecular function: proton-transporting ATPase activity, rotational mechanism. NCBI's taxonomy places the organism in Eukaryota, Fungi, Ascomycota, Pichiomycetes, Serinales, Debaryomycetaceae. Bases 46 to 1485 code for a protein of 479 amino acids. Gene Ontology annotation, cellular component: vacuolar proton-transporting V-type ATPase, V1 domain; fungal-type vacuole membrane. The transcript is spliced from 2 exons. The record is from RefSeq and is a predicted model, not a curated record. Gene Ontology annotation, biological process: proton transmembrane transport.